Messenger RNA from Schistosoma mattheei, 201 nucleotides. The record is from the annotation of a GenBank genome assembly. Lineage: Eukaryota; Metazoa; Platyhelminthes; Trematoda; Strigeidida; Schistosomatidae.
AUGAGUUUACCGACAAGAAUUCAUCCAGGAGUAGCUAAGCACGAGCAAUCUAAUAGCUCUUCAAGCACUUCGUACCUCCAACGGUUGCUCGUUUCAAACGAUAAUAAUAAUAUAAGCCAAUUAUUAUCACAAUCAGCAUUGAAUAUUCAACAAUUAGAGCGAACAAGUAAUUAUUUACGAGUUAUUAAGAUCUGUUCAUGA